This is a messenger RNA of Maniola jurtina (meadow brown), 4157 nucleotides long. RefSeq lists its product as uncharacterized. The record is from RefSeq and is a predicted model, not a curated record. Bases 1915 to 2514 code for a protein of 199 amino acids. NCBI's taxonomy places the organism in Eukaryota, Metazoa, Arthropoda, Insecta, Lepidoptera, Nymphalidae. The transcript is spliced from 2 exons.
AAAUCCACACGGAUGAAGUCGCGAACAACAUCGCUACGUUUACUGCAAUACAUAACGUAUUACUUACAUCAUUAUUUAAUUAGAUAUUUUUCAACAGCGCGCUGCGACGCACCACGCAGUAAGCGAAACGUUCGUAUUGCAAGAAUCACGUUUGCAGUUCGAUUCCGGACAACUAAAAUAUUUGCAUACUUAAUUAGUAAGCAGAUAUUGAAAGAGCAGGCCGCUCUGCUGGCACACUAAUGAGUCUAUCAAUGUAUUUCAGAAGACGCCUCGGCCUUGGGGACGCAUUCGACCAAACUCAACAACAAUCUUCUUCCACCUCAAUCCAUAAAACGGUUUCAAGGUAAUGUGCGUUGCGUACUACGCAGCAUAAUAUGUUCAGGGUUCCGUAGCCGAAGGGUGCCAACGGGACUAUUACCAAGCCUCCGCUGUCCCGUCCGUUCGUGCGUCCGUCUGUUUGUUAGCAGGCUAUAUCUCGCGAACCGUUAUAGGUAAAGAGUUUAAUUUUUUUUAAAGAUGUAUUUCUGUUGCCGCUGUAAUAACAAAUACUUAAUAAAAAUUGGUACGAAACUCUAUGUGUGCGAGUCUGACUCAGACUUGAUCGAUUUUUUUCUCAAUAGGUACAGCUACUCAUAGUAGAUACAAACAUAUUUACAUGGUUAUAGGCUUAUUUACUCACAUAUAUGUUAAUUCCAAAGCUAGGAGCUGCUCAUUUACGUAGACUAUGAUGUAUGAUAAUUGUCGUACUUACAAGUAAUUAUGAAUUAUCGUGAGCGCCCAUUGUCAUCGCACCUAGCUAUGUAUCUACAUUUGCAGCCGGUUUCCUUCGUACAUUGUUCAGUGGGAAAAUAGCUUCAAGAUCAUUCACGAAAAACAUGCGAUAGUCUAAGAGUCCACUCAACUAUCAAUAAGUACGAUUUACUCCGACUAUAUCUUGCUGAAAGCUUAACGCCAAAGAAAGGAGUAUUAAAUAUAUAGCUUGACAUGUGACACUUAGAUUUAAGUAUGUCAUUUUUGGCGGAUUGGCAGACUCAGACUUCACACGUCAUAAAGCUUAGUAUAAUACGUCCAUGUCACACGUCUUCGAGAACAUUUAACGAUCUAAAACUCUCAGGCACACAGGUUAUCUCAUGAAUCACGAUGUUUACCUUUACCGUCAAAUCUAACUCUGAAAAGUUAUAGAUGCGCAUCCUGGAUUGACUCCUCGAUCUCCCGAAUACACGUACGUCGUAACCACUAAGCUCGUAGAGUCCGUAGAGUAUGAGAUGACAGAGACGUGCCAUCUUAUCGUUUUACAAGUUCUUCAAGGUUCUUCAUGAAUAUAGCCUCGAUAGCUCAACGGUUAAAGGAACGGACUGCAAUCCGAAAGGUUGCGGUUCAAACCCCACCCGGUCCACUUUUGUCGCUCCCACUCUAAGCACAAGCUUUACGUUUAGUUGGAGGGGAAAGGGGAAUAUUAGUCUUAAUGAUAAACUUGGCUAAUAUUCUUUAAAAAAUAAAAAUAUACUCGGUGGGCUCUCGCACUAUUACAGGUGCGAUUGAUUACUAGACAAUACUCUCAGGCCAAUAAACUGCUAAGCAGCCGCGAGCCGCAGUCAGUUUCCGACGUCCGACCAAAUAUCUCCUAACCUCACCUAUCUACUCCAAUUACUAUUUACCUAUACAUUUAUAAUUUACAUUUCAAACGAGGUUCCAACUUCCAAGUCGACGCGACAAUUAAGUAGUAUUGUACACGCAUUGGCAGUGAUCAUUGCACCUAGUCGAGAAGGAUCUCGUUUAGUAUCAGAUCCUGAGUCACUUCCGUUGUGUGUAGUGGGCAGUGUUGCCGGCCAGCGGGCAGCGAGGCAGCAAGCCGGGUGAUCCUAGGCGGUUUAUAAGUGGCGCGGCUGUUCCCGGGCCCGGAGUCGUAGCAGCAUGGUGCGCGAGCGCGCGUCCGCCGGCAGCCUCCCCGACAUGUACCGGUUAAUAUUUCCGCUGCUUCUGUGCGCGAGCGCAGCGGCCGCCGCGCCGCAGGCCCCCGGCGCCGCCCCCGCCUACAUCCAGCCCCUCGUGUCCGACGAGCCGCCGGCCAACGCCACCAGCUUGGAGGACAGCUUCGGCAGCGCACCCCCAAGUCCGGAGAGCACGGCCUCGGAGAGCAACGAGUUCAUCCGCCACGCGCGGCAGGACUCCUUCACCACGGAGCUGGACGAUCCUGACACCACGGAGACGGAGGAGGUGGCCACGGAAAGAGAACUAAUCACUUCGCCCAGAACCAGCCCAGGUCGAACGUUCUCGCGGCCGGCGCGCCCGACCCCGCCCAGCCCCAGGUUCAUAUCGAAGCUCAGCUACUUCGACAAGCCCAGCGCUCCGAGCGGCGUCGUCACCAACCUCGUGGAGAAGGCCGAGAAGGUGUAUCCGGGCUACCUGCGCAAGUUCGUGAGCAGCUGCCGCUGCGAGAAGAUAUGGAACUGCCCCAAGCUGCAGAUCACCGUCCCGCGCUGCCCCAACGAGUACUUCAUGUGCUGCUUGUGAUGCGACCGCAGGCAACACCAUCAUCGCGUCCACCGCUGGACGUAGGUCUCUGUGAGGACUCCCUGCGAUUCAUUUGAUAGCGCCUGUCCAUCUCGCAGUUUUCCAACGCUGUGCUUUCCGAUGCGAGCACCUUGGCACUCCAACGUGUGUCGGUACUCCGUCCUAUAUGUGCCCCGCCCACUGCCACCUCGGCCUCGCCACCCGCUGAGCUGUCGGUUACUCUGGUUCUCCUACGGAUGUCCUCAUUUCUGAUUGAUCACGUAAAGAAACUCAAGCAUAGCUCUCUCUAGGCGAAGUGACUCUAGCCCGCUAAGUGACUCUGAGCUGUUUUAUGAGGCCCACGAAGAACGUGGUACAUAUACUCGCCUACCAGUCAAACUACCACCAAGGUACCACCAGCGACAACAACUUUGACUCACGUACAUACAAUACAUACAUAUUACAUAUAGAUUAAGUUUUGACACGUUGAAGCUCUUAUUUUAUGUAAAAGCUUCUAACAGAUGACCAUAAAAAUGUAUCGACCGUAAAUUAUCAAUUUAUAGUGCCUACCAAUGAUGAACUCUCCAGGACGUAUUCCUUAAAAGCUCAAUAGAUGGUGCUGUUCUGCGCUCGCCCAAGGAAGUUAUAAAAGCAACAUGUGGCAUUUUCAGUAGUGCUUCAGGUUUCUAAAAAUCCUGCUAAAAUUAUUCACGGCUUUCGUUAAUCAGACUCUAGCACUAAAGUCCGAUUUAAGAAAAAUCUACGACUUUCCUUAGGGCAUGAACAACGACAUAGGAACUCGCCCUGAAAAGUUCCUCAUUGAGAGGCGACGGCACGGAGGGGUCUAUACGGCCGCGCAUUGGUUCGUCAGUCAGCCCUUCGUUUGGACUGCAGCUCAGAACAGUAGGUACAGCCACAUGCAGACUCAUACUCUCAGUCGUCCAGAGGCCUUUCGCAUCAUACCAACUGUAGUUCAACCAUAGAGUUCAACACCACAAGUAAUGAAAUAAAGCUGGUCACACAUUAGCGCGCUCCGUCGCGGCGAACAUUGCUUCAGUACUCAUUAAGCAGUUACAUAGAUAGUGAUUUGAGCUUGUCCCACCGACCAAUAGUUCAUUUUGUUCCCAGUUUAGCUAUAAAGUAUUUAUAAUAAUGUUUAAAGGAAUUUUAUAAAAUUGGCUGGUCACGUUAAUUAAUGUAAAUAAAUUAAAAGACAAAACCUCUCUACUUUAGCUGAAGAGAUAAUAUAAUAUUUUCCUUGUGUUCAAAGUUUGGUACAACGGUAAUGGUUUUGCUACAAGUAUAAAUACUUGGAUGUAGUAGUUAAACUAGGAAAAAAACAUUAUCUUUUAGUAAUUAGUAGUAACUGUGGGAAAUGCCCGAAAAGUGAAUAGAUUAUUAAGGCCAUCUGUUCACGUUUGUUGUAUGUACAGAAUGCCAACAACGCGACAAAAUAAACGUAAGAUCGUCUUUAUGUUUUGAAGAGUAAGAUAUUUUUUACUAUUUUUAAGCCUUUUGAUGUAAAAUAAAAAAAAAAACUGUAAAAUAUGUAAUUUAUGGGUACAUAGUUAAGUAAAUAAAAGUCAUUACUGUAUGCAUUAUUGUCGUUUAUUAAUAAAAAUAGAAAAUAGUUAAAGGCAGUUAUUAAAUAUUGCUUACAAGAA